Schistocerca americana (American grasshopper) is the source of this 1062-nucleotide messenger RNA. RefSeq names its product beta-1,4-galactosyltransferase 4-like. The coding region runs from base 1 to 1062 and encodes 353 amino acids. Lineage: Eukaryota; Metazoa; Arthropoda; Insecta; Orthoptera; Acrididae. The transcript has 2 exons. Gene Ontology annotation, molecular function: N-acetyl-beta-glucosaminyl-derivative 4-beta-N-acetylgalactosaminyltransferase activity. The record is from RefSeq and is a predicted model, not a curated record. Gene Ontology annotation, biological process: carbohydrate metabolic process; glycosphingolipid biosynthetic process.
AUGGUUGUUAUUGCAGUGGUGCUGAUUUUCUGUGUUAUAUAUUUGCUUCAUCCAGGACGCUUUGCUUGUUAUUAUUCAUAUAUUAAUGAUGAUGAAAUUGUCAGUUCUCUGGGAAUCUCACCUGCUGCAGUCAAGGUGGCGGAAGAUUAUGGCAUGCCACUUUGUUCUGUAACCUUCAAUAGUUCAGUUACUGAAGUGCAUUACCCUAUACAAAAUACUGACCUAAAUGAUGGCACAGUAUUUGCCAAAACACUAAAUAUAACUGAUGGAGGUGAAUGGAAACCACAGAAAUGUGUUUCAAAAUUCAGUGUUGCUGUUGUUGUUCCAUACCGCAACCGUAGUAGCCAGCUACAAAUUUUUCUGAAAUACAUGCAUCCAUUUCUUCAGAACCAGUUGUUGAGCUACCAGAUAUUUGUUGUGGAACAGGCACUGGAUGGAGCAUUUAACAGAGCAAAGUUGCUCAACGUAGGCUUUGUGGAAGCUAUGAAGAUACGGCCUUUUCAUUGCUUUAUUUUCCAUGACGUGGACUUGAUUCCUCAGAAGGACAACAACAUAUAUGCAUGCACUUCUCAGCCACGACACAUGUCAUCAUGCGUGAAUACUUUCCGUUACCAUUUGCCAUAUGAGGAACUAUUUGGUGGAGCUGUUGCAAUACUUCAGAAUCAGUUUGAGGUAGUGAAUGGAUUUUCCAACAACUUUUAUGGCUGGGAGUGUUGGCGCGCUCCUUAUGGGGUCGGGGGUCGCGAGCGUGCCACCAGAAAUACCUGCGACCCGGGCCGCGCCGGCCCAACAGGUAGGCAGCGGCCGCCUCUCGGCAGGCUAGCUCGCGGCCCGCCUCUGCCUGCUGGCCGGCUGCUACUUGCGGCUGGCGGACCGCCAGCGCCGCGCAUGCGCACGCCGGGCUACCUUGACACAGAAACGCUGCUGGCUGCGCGUUACGUAAUCCAUUCCUGCCGCGCCGCGCCGCGCCUCGGCCGGCUCUUUGCGUAUUCCGCUCUCGCGCGAUGCCGGCGCGCCGCUCCAGCCACCAUGGUGCCGGCGCACAAACAUCUCUUCCGCUGA